Molecule: messenger RNA, 2554 nt
Organism: Exophiala dermatitidis NIH/UT8656
Lineage: Eukaryota; Fungi; Ascomycota; Eurotiomycetes; Chaetothyriales; Herpotrichiellaceae
Product: ubiquitin-conjugating enzyme E2
Exons: 3
Coding region: 535-2076 (513 amino acids)
Biological process (GO): ubiquitin-dependent protein catabolic process; protein polyubiquitination; positive regulation of proteasomal ubiquitin-dependent protein catabolic process
Cellular component (GO): cytoplasm; ubiquitin ligase complex
Molecular function (GO): zinc ion binding; ubiquitin protein ligase activity; ubiquitin conjugating enzyme binding
Source: RefSeq, a predicted model, not a curated record
CACGUGAGGUCAAAACUGGAGCGAGUUGAAAGAUGGGGCGAAACACUCGCCUGUGACGCCGCCGCCACCACCAUCAGGAAGCCCAUCAUCGUCUGUUAGGCGUGAGGAGGAGCCUAGAUCCAUUCAUCAGUCAUCAGUCACACCCAACAGCCCUGGAUCCGAUCUCUUCUCACACUCUUACGGCGCCCCAUCAACACUGCUUCCUUUCCAUGUCUUUGUAGCAAGCACAUUAUCGUGACUGACUUCUACUGUAUCGUGUCCCGCUGCUCCUACCUCCUCUAGGCGACAGCCUUGUUAUUGCAGCAGACCCAACAUCACUCUCGUGCUCCUCACUUGCAGCCCGUCGUCUCAUUGGAGACACGGCUGCCGUUACCACAAGCCACCACGACACCUCAAGUGAGGAAAAGAAAGGCCGAGGAGAGCGUCACCGACGCGUCGAGACAAUCCUCCACUAAACUCCGCAAAAGAUCCUUUGUCCAGCCGCAGGGCCCCUCAACCCCCAUAACGGAGCCCGGCUCGCCGUCUUCACGGGAGAUGGACUCCGAGGAUGAGUUCAUGUCCGACCCGCUGAGCGGCGAUGAGGUAGACUUUGAUGAAGGCACUCAAGACAGUGACAUCGGCAGUUUGGGCGGUGACUUUGAUCAGGAUGACGGCGGUUUCGGUUAUGAAAAGGACAUCGUUUCCAACCCACACAAGCCCUACGAAGUCGACCACAAGAUCCUCAGCCCUCAAGAUAUACAGGCUCAACAGGAACGCCAGUUUAAAGAAGUCUCUUCGAUUAUCGAACUGCCCCCCGAGCAAGCCGCCAUCCUUUUACGUUACAUGAGAUGGAAUAAGGAGAAGUUGAUCGAGUCAUACAUGGACGAUCCUGAACAAGUGCUCGAAGCGGCAGGCUUGGGUGCCACAUUCGCUCAGUCACCGAAGACCGAGGUUGUGAAGGGUUUCACGUGCGAGAUUUGCUAUGAAGACGACCCCACGAUGGAAACGUACGCUAUGAAAUGUGGACAUCGGUAUUGUGUCAGUUGUUAUUCGCACUACCUUACCCAGAAGGUCAAAGAAGAAGGGGAAGCAGCCCGCAUUGAGUGCCCAUUCGAUGGUUGUCACCGGAUCGUGGACUCCAAAUCGUUGAAAUUGUUGGUCGACAAGAGUGUGCAAGAUCGGUACGAAGUGCUUCUCACCAGAACUUACGUGGACGACAAGGAGAACCUAAAGUGGUGUCCGGCACCAGAAUGUGAAUAUGCGGUGGAGUGUUCAGUGAAGAAACGCGAUCUCAAUCGGAUUGUGCCAACGGUCCGAUGUGCAAAUGAUCAUAGUUUCUGUUUCGGCUGUACUCUGGCUGACCACCGACCUGCUCCUUGUGGCCUUGUCAAGAAGUGGUUGAAAAAGUGCGAGGAUGAUUCGGAAACCUCCAACUGGAUUUCAGCCAAUACGAAGGAAUGCCCCAGGUGCCAUUCGACCAUUGAAAAGAAUGGAGGCUGCAACCAUAUGACUUGUCGAAAAUGCAAACACGAGUUUUGUUGGAUGUGUAUGGGGCCUUGGUCGGAACACGGAACUAGUUGGUACAAGUGCAACCGAUUCGAAGAAAAGUCAGGGGCCGAUGCUCGAGAUGCGCAGGCUAGGUCCCGACACUCUCUGGAGAGGUACCUGCACUACUACAAUCGUUACGCCAACCACGAACAGUCUGCCAAGUUGGACAAAGACCUUUGGGCCAAGACAGAAAAGAAAAUGACCAGCCUCCAGACCCAGUCCAACAUGUCAUGGAUUGAGGUCCAAUUCCUCGAUACAGCUGCCAAGGCUCUGCAGGCUUGCCGGCAGACCCUCAAAUGGACGUACGCCUUUGCUUACUAUCUGGAGCGAAACAACAUGACCGAAAUCUUCGAAGACAACCAAAAAGAUCUGGAGAUGGCUGUUGAGAAUCUCAGUCAGAUGUUUGAGAAACCGGUGAAUGAACUUGGCAGCCUGAAGGUCGAGAUCCUCGACAAGACUACCUAUUGCAACCGGAGACGCGAGAUCCUGCUUAGUGAUACCGCAGAGAAUUUGAUGAAAGACCAGUGGAAGUUCAUUGUGGACUUAUGAUGAUUCACCGAGGAUUUAUUUUCGGCAAUGAUAUGAGACGCUCCGUGGCUCCCAUAUCCAGUACUAGGAGCGAGGCGUUCAUCCGCGGGCGGAGGACUUGGAUCACUGGGCGUCGGAUGAGAAUGGGUGUCUGGGAGUUUUUCGUACUUUAACUACUGGGAGCCAGCGGGCUCAAACAGGUGUCGAAGAUAGCCUGCGAUGGAGCGAUCGUGCAUAGACGUUACAUGAUAUGAGAGUAUUAUGAACAUACCUUACACAUUGAUUUAUGGUUACAACCAUUCCGAAGAACACAGCCACCGCAUUGGACCCGAAACAAAAAGUGAUCUUAUCUUCAUCGUACGUCUACCAUUUUCUGGCCAGGGCUGUCCGCGUGGAUACUAUCAGUUAUACGGACGAAACGAUAGGGAGGGUCAGGAUGAGGAUUUUGGUAGGAGUGGCCGUCGGCCGGAAGACGAGGAAAUAGAGAUGCUCCAUUCAG